Messenger RNA from Xenopus tropicalis (tropical clawed frog), 509 nucleotides. RefSeq lists its product as uncharacterized. The record is from RefSeq and is a predicted model, not a curated record. The coding region runs from base 63 to 509 and encodes 148 amino acids. The transcript is spliced from 2 exons. Lineage: Eukaryota; Metazoa; Chordata; Amphibia; Anura; Pipidae.
AACCCUCAGGAACAUCUUCUACUUCAACAUCUGAACCUGCAACCAGUUCUGAUGUGGAAAGUAUGACGCCAUCUGUCACCCAAUUCACUGAGUCCACAAAUACUGCUACUGAAACUGUACCUAUUAGCACACCCUCCUCAUCAUCGACCUUAUUCGAAAAUGCUUCACCUGACCUCACUAGUAGCAUGUCAGCAGAAUCUUCAACAAACGUAAUGUUGGGAUCGUCAUCAGCUCACCUUUUCCAAAACACGGCCAGUAAAAUGACUACUAGUACACAGCCUUCCUCUAGCGAAUUUCAAGCAGUGUCUAUACCAUCAGUGACUGAAUCUGACACAUCAAGAGGUUCCUCUCCCUCAACACCGGAGCAUUUGCCUAGUUCUGCCGAUGAAUUAUCCACAGCCUCUACCGUUGCUGAGCAUUCGACACCAGCUUCUGCUAUCCCAACACAAUCUGUACCCUCAGGAACAUCUUCUACUUCAACAUCUGAACCUGCAACCAGUUCUGACUAA